AUGCAUGCAGCUCCAAAAAUCUUGGGGUUGGCCAUUUCCUAUAUCGUCAUUGCAGUCAUCGGCAUUCCUGCUAACUUGACCGUGAUUGCGGUGAUGCUCCGCAGACGAUGCGGUCUCUCCGGGUGUACCACUGUCUACCUGCUGUCGAUGGCGAUGACGGAUCUCCUGGUCAUUAUCACCGGCGUCAUUUUAAACCGGGUUGUUUCCAUGACUUUACCGUCCAGUUUCCUGAACUUCUCUCCGGCCUGCAACGUGAACGUCGCGGGAGCUUUCGCUGUGAAAGACUGCUCCGUCUGGGUGAUGGUCAUGUUCACUUUUGAUCGCUUUGUGGCCAUUUGCUGCCAACACUUCAAAGCGAAAUAUUGCACGGAGCGAACGGCGGCUGUAGUGAUCGGAACCGUUAGUGCCAUCAGCUGUUUCAAGAACACAUUUUGGGGUUUUAUAUUUGCACCUCCACACAGCAACGAGCCCACAACGUGCAAAGUUAGGCCAGCAUUUUAUACCUCGCCUGGCUGGAUAGCCUACGACUGGAUUGAUGUCAUUUUAACCCCUUGUUUGCCAAUCGUUUUAAUUUUGCUGUUCAACUUCCUCACCAUCAGACACAUUGUGAGGGCCAUUAAAACCCGCAGGAGACUCCAGGGCGGCGGGAACAGUGAGAGUCAGAGAGACCCGGAGACGGACAACCGGAGGAAGUCUAUCGUCCUGCUCCUAAGUAUCUCGGGUAUCUUCAUCGUUUUGUGGAUACUGGUGCUCAUAUCGGUCCUGUAUAUUCGUAUUGCCAGCGUCACUUACUUUACAGGUUCCAAUUUCAAUGAUAUAGCAUUUCUGCUGGAAGAGAGCGGGUACAUGCGGCAGUUCCUGAGUUCCUGCGUGAACCCAUUUAUUUAUGCCGGGACACAGAGGAAGAUCAGAGACGAGAUAAAACUAGGGGUCAAAUAUCCACUGACUCUUAUUAAUAAAUUUGUAAAAUGA
Mobula hypostoma (lesser devil ray) is the source of this 972-nucleotide messenger RNA. Its product is annotated as neuromedin-U receptor 2-like. Bases 1 to 972 code for a protein of 323 amino acids. The record is from RefSeq and is a predicted model, not a curated record. Gene Ontology annotation, biological process: phospholipase C-activating G protein-coupled receptor signaling pathway. Gene Ontology annotation, cellular component: plasma membrane. The transcript has 2 exons. Gene Ontology annotation, molecular function: G protein-coupled receptor activity. Lineage: Eukaryota; Metazoa; Chordata; Chondrichthyes; Myliobatiformes; Myliobatidae.